GUUGGUGUACCUCUAAAUAGUCCCUCUGUCGACCUGAAGAGAGCUCCGUCUUCGGCGAGAUUGGAGAGCAUCCGAUCGGCCCAAUCAGGUUACCCCGCUUCAUGGUACGGGGGAAUUCUUCCCAUCAGGCUUCUUAUCUCCUUGACUUCAAUGUCACCUUGUAACAGCACCAUAUCAUAAGCUACCCAACGGCCAUCGACACAGACCCUUUUUGUCAACAGAACCCGCGGUAAUAGCGGCAUAUUUCGUGUUAACAAAGUUUGUCGACGAUUCCCUUUAAGCCAAAGACUGGGCAUCCGCCUUUUCGCGAAGAUGUGGUUGAUCCGGUGUUCGCAUUUCGCUCUUGUGCGCUUCGACGGCAUGAUAAGUCGCUACCCUUGGGAGCGGCCCAGAUAUCUGAUUCUAUCUCACACAUGGGGAGCUGAGGAAGUCGCGUUCUCGGAUAUGACAAACGUCGAGGCUGCUAAACGGAAGAAGGGCUGGGUCAAGAUCGAAGGGAUAUGUCGGGUGGCGCGGGGGAGGAACGUCGACUAUGCUUGGGUUGACACCUGCUGUAUCGACAAGAGCAGUAGCGCCGAGUUGACCGAAUCCAUCAACUCCAUGUAUGCCUACUACCGCGAAGCCUGGGUCUGUAUUGCAUUCCUUGAGGACCUUAAGCCAGGCGAGGAUUUACCGACCGAAGAGCAACUUGGUCGUUGCAGAUGGUUCACCCGUGGCUGGACGCUUCAAGAGCUUAUCGCCCCUGAAAAGGUCUGGUUUUAUGACACAGACUGGAAAUUCCGGUGUGACACCUUGGAAGUGCUGGAAGCCAUACAGAGCAUCACGAAUAUCGACAGGCGGGUUCUCGCGUUGGAACGAAGGCCUCUCGAUGAUAUAUCAGUCGCACAGAAGAUGUCCUGGGCCGCGGGCAGGACCACCACACGUAUCGAAGAUCGCGCGUACUCGCUCUUGGGCAUAUUUGGAGUGAACAUGCCUCUGAUAUAUGGCGAAGGGCAAGGCGCUUUCCGUCGACUCCAAGAGGCCAUUUUACAGCAGAUAAACGACUUGUCCAUCUUCGCGUGGGAAGAACCAUCGCCAUCCGAUGUCCUAUGUGGUGUCCUGGCCCCAAGGCCGGAAGCCUUUUCGGGAGCCGGAACAAUAGAGCUGAUGGACGACCCAAACGUACCCAUUCCUUCGUUCACCGUCACGAACGCCGCGGUAGAGAUGUCAACUUUUUUGGGCAUUCAUUAUGGUGGCACAAGUCCAAUGAUGGUGCCAGAAACGGGCGAUCGCUUGUUACACCUUCGUUUCCGGGCCUAACUGUUUCCGAAUCGACAACAACCCGCACUUCGCUGGUGUUGUCCGGAUAGAGUUCCUCAUGCACACCCAUGACCCAUUGGGCAAGG
Molecule: messenger RNA, 1385 nt
Organism: Neurospora tetraspora
Lineage: Eukaryota; Fungi; Ascomycota; Sordariomycetes; Sordariales; Sordariaceae
Product: heterokaryon incompatibility protein-domain-containing protein
Exons: 1
Coding region: 313-1299 (328 amino acids)
Source: RefSeq, a predicted model, not a curated record